CAACAAACAAGAAAUACCACCGCCGAUAUCUUCGCAUUAUAAAACCCAGCUAAAGGACUAGUCAUCCGGAUCUAAAUAUGUAUACAGAGUUAUUAAGACAACAGCCUAGAUUACAUCAAUCUAUUAUCUCAUGUCUGUUCAAUUGUUGGUUAAGCUAAGUUUGCCAGGCUAUACGAGACUCGUGAAUAUAACCUCAAUUUACUUAAGCCGAGUAUACCCUUCGAAUAUUUCUAAUCCCGUAUGGCAUAGCGGAUACCUGGCUAGGUAAGUAGUUCUCGGGGUCCAGCCUAUACUUAUGCCGACAGCGGAAUGCCAAGGGUUGCAAGAGAUCGGCUUAGAUGCACCGAACGAGCGCAACAAAUGGCCCCGCGCUCCUCGCCUGACCUAGUAUAUUAUUUAGGCGCUACCAGAAUCAUUCAACUCACAAGUAUACUAGAAUUGGUGUAGAGGAUAAAUACCUACAUGUAGGUUAUAUUAUAACAUUAUAUUUACCAUGUCAUUCCCCAAAGUUCCUCCUAGCGGCAUCUGGGCGCCGGCCGUGACUUUCUUCGACCCCGAAACCGACAAUCUAGACACGGAGUCUCAAGCAACAUACUAUUCAUACCUUUCUAAGACUGGUCUCGCUGGUCUAGUCAUCUUAGGAACCAAUGCCGAGACUUUUCUUCUCACCCGUGAGGAACGAAAGACGCUGCUCCAGACGGCCCGUAAGGCAUGCGGACCGGCUUACCCCAUCAUGGCGGGCUGCGGUGGACAUUCUACACGCCAAGUGUUGGAAUUCAUCACCGACGCGGCAGAAGCCGGGGCUAACUACGUACUUGUCUUACCCCCGGCAUACUUCGGCAAGGCGACCACCCCGGCCGUAAUCGACAAUUUCUACGCCGAAAUCGCUACCAAGAGCCCUCUCCCCAUAGUAGUGUACAACUUCCCGGGGGUCUGCAACGGCGUGGAUUUAGACUCGGCUACUAUCGCGAAGCUCGCGAACACCCACAGCAACAUUGUCGGUGUGAAGCUAACCUGCGGCUCUGUAGCCAAGAUCACACGUCUUGCUGCCGAAUUAUCGUCGGAGCGUUUUGCAACUUUCGGAGGACAGUCAGAUUUCCUAAUCGGAGGUCUCAGCGUCGGCUCCGCGGGAUGCAUCGCCGCGUUCGGCAAUGUUUUUCCGAAAGCUAUUGUGCAGAUCUACAAGCUGUUCAAGGAAGGAAAGUAUCAGGAGGCGCUAGCCUUACACCAGAAGGCAGCAUUGGCAGAGCAGCCCUGUAAAGCUGGCAUUGCUGCGACGAAAUAUGCCGCGGCGAUUCAUACGGCAAAGGCGGCGGGUAUCGAGGGCGCGGUGGAGAAGUUGAAGCCGAGACGGCCUUACAUAGAGCCUACUGAUGCGGCUAAGAAGAAUAUCAAAGCUCAGAUGGCGGAGUUGGCAGCGAUAGAGAGUACACUAUAGUAUCAACCAGGGUAGCGCGCCUUGUUCUCUACGUAAAGAUAGAAGAUAUAAG
Messenger RNA from Daldinia decipiens, 1490 nucleotides. RefSeq names its product aldolase. The record is from RefSeq and is a predicted model, not a curated record. Gene Ontology annotation, molecular function: 4-hydroxy-tetrahydrodipicolinate synthase activity. The transcript has a single exon. Bases 494 to 1438 code for a protein of 314 amino acids. Lineage: Eukaryota; Fungi; Ascomycota; Sordariomycetes; Xylariales; Hypoxylaceae.